UUCUGAAAAACGUGCCACUGAUGUCACAAUGUUUUUAUGUUACAGUUGCACUCAUAGCAAACAGCAUUCAAUGGCCAGUUUGAAAAGUUCUUGUCCAAAAGUUGCUGUCAUCGGUGCUGGUAUUAUCGGUCUUUCUACGGCUCUUUGUAUAAAGGAAACCUUGCCCCUUGUUGACCUAACAGUUAUUGCAGAUAAAUUUGACAAUGAUACUUUGAGUAGUGGAGCUGGUGGACUGUUUGGCCCCGAUGUAAGCAUUGGACCCAGUGAGGAGGUUUAUAGACAAUGGUGCAGAGACAGCUACGACCACUUUUUAUCUCUUCUCCAGUCACCGGAUGCGAGUAUAGCUGGCGUUAUACCGUUAUCAGGAUAUGAUCUGAGUACUACAACUGAGGAGUCUGUUAAAACUGAUGUUUUAGUUGAGCUCAUACCGUCUAUAAGGUCAGUCACUGAACAAGAACUGAAGCUUUUCCCUCCGGAAAUCAGGGCUGGAAUAUUUUACACCUUAUUUGUCGUUGACUGUCGCCGUUAUUUACCUUGGUUGAAAAACAGGAUCGAACUUAGAGGCGGAAAAAUACGAUGUAGUAAUAUCAAAAGUUGUGAAGAGCUCGCUGGGCAGUUUGAUGUUCUGGUCAACUGUACAGGAAUGGGGUCGAAGCAUCUGUUCGGUGACAAAUACUUGACACCGGUGCGCGGACAAGUAAUCAAGGUGUCAGCUCCAUGGAUCAAGCAUUUUUAUUUUGCAGAACACACUUACGUCAUUCCAGGGACUGAUUACGUAACACUUGGAGGUACUAAAGGACUAGGCAAUUGGAGAACUGACUUGUCUUCUCAUGACCGACAGUCCAUUUGGGAAAGAUGUAUCCGCCUUGUACCCAGUCUUGAGAAAGCCAAAAUUUUGUGGGAGUGGGUCGGACUUAGACCCUUCCGCCAGCCUGUUCGUGUUGAGAAAGAGACAAUAAAGUUGAAUAAUGGAACACAAAAGGUUAUACACUGUUAUGGCCACGGAAGUCAUGGCAUUGGUUUAUCUUGGGGAACUGCAAAACAUGCAGUAGUGUUGCUCCAAGAAAUGCUAAAUGUUUCAAAUUACAUGAGUCACCUAUGAUUCAUGACAGUACAAUGCUAACUUUUAUGGAAAAAAAAUAGUCAGGACAUCAGCUUAAGCCAGGAGAAAAACACUUCUAUUUUCAGUAAUUCAAAAAUUAUAUUUUGUUAAGUAAAGUUCUGCUAAUUUGUACAGUUUUUUCCCUUGUUGAUAGAAAUGCAUAUUAGGUUCAAUAAAAGCAAUGACUGAUAAGAGCCAUAAAA
Limulus polyphemus (Atlantic horseshoe crab) is the source of this 1305-nucleotide messenger RNA. Its product is annotated as D-aspartate oxidase-like. Bases 29 to 1102 code for a protein of 357 amino acids. Gene Ontology annotation, molecular function: FAD binding; D-amino-acid oxidase activity. Lineage: Eukaryota; Metazoa; Arthropoda; Merostomata; Xiphosura; Limulidae. The transcript is spliced from 10 exons. The record is from RefSeq and is a predicted model, not a curated record.